Messenger RNA from Anopheles funestus (African malaria mosquito), 9255 nucleotides. RefSeq names its product collagen alpha-1(XVIII) chain (gene Mp). The record is from RefSeq and is a predicted model, not a curated record. NCBI's taxonomy places the organism in Eukaryota, Metazoa, Arthropoda, Insecta, Diptera, Culicidae. The coding region runs from base 4053 to 6914 and encodes 953 amino acids. The transcript is spliced from 21 exons.
UCUCUCUCUCUCUCUCUCUCUCUCUCUCUCUCUUUCUUUCUUUCUUUCUCUCUUCACUCAAAAGCGCCACAUUGUAUAAGGGUGGCAAAUUCCAUACAAACAAAACGAAAAGGUUUUUGGCACGACUUUUCUCGUGGUUCGUUUCAUUUCCCUCCUCGCCUGAAUGUUAUGCAAGCUGCCGAACAAAUGAUGAUUUUUCCCCUAUUUCAAAACGGACUGAUAAGACAGUUCGCUUAGUGAACACACGAUUCUUCGUGCCCGGUGCCCAUUUUCAUUUCUGCAUGCGUGUUCGGGUCGGGUUCGGGCAAUUGGAACAUUUCGCGGCAUCUAUCUACUGGCGACCGUAUCGGAACGCAGAAACGAGUUCAGUUUUCUGGUGGCCCGCGAUGAAGUUGCACACACUUCAAUCGAGUUGCGUACCGUCGUCGUCGUCGUCUUUACCGCCGUCGUCGUCGUCGUCGUCGUUGUCGACACCGUUGCCGUUCGAUCGAUUUCGGGUCCGUAGUGCCGUUCGCGAUUUUACGUACGCCUUGCACCGUAUGCAAUCCGGCUACCAGCCGUGCGUGGAUAAAAGCCGCACCGAAACGGUACGGUCCGUUGUUGUCGAGUGCCCGGUGGGCUAGAUACGAAAUACACAAUUAGUGAACACAAGAGUCUGGAAUAUACCUAUUCAACAACGAGAAAGGAAGAAAAGAAAGAUAUCGGAACAGAAACAUAUCCGCCCUAUGUUUUCCGUGUUAUUUUCGGGUCGGGUAAACGUUUCCACAUAUCUUAUACCCAUCCCUGUGUAAAGUGGCCCCAUAUCACCAUCGCGACGAAACAUAUCUCCGUUCCACUUGACAUCCGCAUCUCAAGCGGUUCCGGAUUCAGCUUCAUUAGCUCGCCCGGUUUUUCGGAAGAAUAUUGAUAUUUUCGGUCGGUGUGUUAUGUUUUACGUUGCUGCCAGCAUCGCAUCGAAACACUGCGUAUACCUGCGUGUACGCUCCAUCGCCCGCCAACAGACGCGCACUGUUGCUCUGCGAGCGAACAGAUGAGCCGCGAACGUGCUGCUGUGACGUUAAAGCGUACGUCUGCUACAAGGACGUCGAAGUUCUACUGUCGCUAGUGUUUUCCGUGGUUUAAUCCUUCGACGCGUGUUUUCGCGUUUGCCAGUUUGAACAACAAUCGGUCAUUCAACAGGAACACCUCUAGGCGAACGUAUUAACGCGUAGUGGUUUGUGCAGAACGUUACCUUGCCCGAGUUCGUGAGAGGAUUAUAUAAUUACCAUAAUUGAAUAUAACACUUCGACCGGAGUCGUUGGUUGCCUGGUGGUCUGUUUGUAUCGACAAGGAAGAGGAAGUUGAAUGUGUUCUCGAUCCCUUUCAAGUUUUCCCACGUGUUCGGAUUGACGCACAGACACACACACACAUACCGGUUGUCACACGGCUUGUGAAGCACGUGAAGUUCGCGUAACUGACGCGUAGCGUUUCUUCCGGUGCUGCUUUCCAGGAGGGGUACUUUAACGGGUACAUAACGAACUCCCACCACCUACCAAAGUCUCGCAAAGGUUGCUGGUGAAAAAGCCCGUAGUUCCUUUAACCUGUCCAAAUUCCCGUUUCGCUACAUUUCGCCGUAAAAACGAGUGUGUGGGAUGUGGAAAAAAAGUCAAUUCCAUCGCGUAACGUCGUCAGCAAAUCAUACACCACCCGGGCAGUAGUACAAGCAGCAGAAACAAAACAUUACCGCGAGGACUCUUGGAAUUGUGCUCAGUGGUGAGACACAAUAAAGUGUGCCCUCCAUCCCCUACACAAACAAAAAGGAAAAGGGGUUGGGUUGGUGAACCACUACAGGAGUAAAAGUGCGAAACGAUGCUUUGCCGUGAUUUAUGAUGGUCGCGUUUUUGGCCAGCGGUGGUUCCAUAAGCCCAUAGGCACGGUAAACAAAAGACAAGCUUCAUACACAGCAAACAAAAAAACAGGGUGAAUCGUGACCUAGUGGCGGUGCGUAUUGCCAGCUGGUUAAAGGUCGGUUGUUGAUUUUAUGAAGCUUUCGUGACAUUCGCGCAGAAAGUGGUAAAUGUGGUGUGAUAAGCAGUAAAGGCGUAACUGGAAAACGGAAAUACGUCGAACGUUAUGGGUUUAUUUUUGGUACCAGCACAAACGGCAUAACCGUUAAACGAUCACAUUUAUUCCGUUUGUACUUGUUUGAACGAAUAGUACAACGGAGAGAGAGAGACCGUUACCGUUACCUCUGCCCGGUUUUGAUGACUCGCUUCAAUGCGUCUUUACGGUGUGCGUUAAAGUGUCGCGCGCGCGUUUCUAUUCGCGUAUUUUUUGUUUUCUCUCGCGUUUCGUAUAGUUUGUUAUUUUAAAAGUCGUCUACUUUUUGUGCGUUUACUCGCCGAGUGCCAAGCGACAUCGGGACAGGUCAAGCGCACCAAUAUCAAUACGUUCUGUGAUAAACAAAAGCAUCGUUACUACAAAAGCUUCACGGUCUCUCGACUGGGGUGGUCUAGUUUUCCCGCGCUAGUUCACUCGUUUCCAUCUGCAAACUGUUGCUGUUGAAUGCCCCAUGUUAACAGUUGAUUUUCCACAACACAAAGGCAACAAAAAGUUAGAAAGAAAAGUAUUUAAUCGUGAUCGUGCGUACAAGUUGUUCGGAAUGGAAUGUUAUGUUUGCUGUGUUACCUGUGUGUUACGAGUGUGAAAAGCAUCGAUACCGUGACCCAGUUAAAAUUUAUCUCUAAGUAUUCCACUUUCCAUCACCUUUAAACCGUGUACCAAGGAUAUCAGACACACGAAGGGAUGAAAUAAUUAAGUUAUCUGGAACAAGCUAUGGUGACCGGUGCUUAUCUUUCGCACCAGCAACACCGACCGACGAAAGAAAAGCCUUUUACAUUGGCGCGCUUGUUUGCGUGUGGGGAAACAUUAUUUAUACCCACCCACCGGCUCAUGCAGUAAAUGCCACCACCAAUAGGGCCGAUAGUGCGUACCAUUAAUUAUUCUCACCCUUAAAAAACAAAAUUUCCUUUUUUUCGGAACGAACCGGUGACAGCAAUGGUAAACCCGGUACUCGCCAAAAAGGGAAUAAAAUAGAUGCACCACCGGCAACAAGGUAUAAACAAAGCGCCAAAAAUAAAGGAAGCGGCUUAAACUUUAUUGCCACACAGCAUGAAAGCUCAUCAGCAACGAGCGAGCAGUUUAGUGUAGCGAUUUUUGGAAAGGUGGUACUAAAAGAAGAAAAUAAGCUAAACAAACGAAGGUUACGGCUUUUCCCACGAGGAACUACGCGGUUGUAGUUUAUGCUUCGAAGGUGUGAAUAAACAAACAAAUAAACCAUCGAUCCCGGUGUGAUUGGUGUGAUUGCGGUGGAUUGAGUACGAAAGGAAAAUAAAGGAAAAUCGUCAUCGACAUCGUGGGAAACUAAAUUGCUACCGUACAUGACACGUACAGUUGGGCGGGAAAAUACGCUAGCAGAAAGUACAAAGUACAGGAAGUGUUCGUUGUGAAGAAGUUAUUUAAAGUAUUAAAAUAAAAAAUAAGUGUAGUGCGAAUGAAUGCGUGCUUACGCCGAUUUCAAUUGUUCAAUCGCUUAAAAAAUCGCAAUCCGUGUUCCGUGUGUUGUUCGAUUAUCAUAUCAAAAUCACAAGAUCGAAAUAGAAAGUCGAAAAAGAAAGAAAAAUAUCACAAAGCAAAGCAUCAUAUCGGUUCGUGGAAAGUGUUGUGAUUGGGGAUACCCUACUAGGCACCUACAUAUCCUUGUGUGUUCUCCUGCAUGUGUUGUGCAUUUGCUUUGAAUUGGAAAUUUUCCUCUACCACAGUUCGAUGGGUAGCUUAAUUAGUGCACAAACGUACGCCACCGUUUGUCGAAGUGUGAUGACCAUUCGUGCUGCCAGCGUCUAGCAAAAAGCACAGAUUUAAAUCAACCAUUGCCCGCAAUCAGGAACCAUUGUGUGCUGCGGUACGCACCGACCGAGUAUUAAGGCGGGCAGUAGCAGUCCCAUCAUUUGGACAGCACACCAUAUCUGGCCGGCCAUUGCAGCGACGGAAACAUCUGAGAACCUUGGUGCAAGAUGGCGAUGGUAGUAUCCGGCCGGGCAAAGGCCGUCAUUGCCGCCUUUGUGUGCUUCUUCCUGCUCGGGAUCGUGCUCGUAACCGGCUCGACCAAGGGCUGGUUUGUGCCGAUGCGUUACAAUGAACGGGUCGCCGCACGGGUACAGCAAAGUGGUGACGACGAUGGAUUCAAUGAGCCACCGAUGAUUUCACCACCACCGCCCGAGUACGGCUACCGGGUGAAGGGUGACAAGGGCGAACGGGGCGCUAAGGGGGAAAGCAUUCGGGGGCCACCGGGACCACCGGGUCCCCAGGGACCACCGGGUCCACCGGGACCACCGGGUGCAGUAGGACCGAAGGGUGGCGGAUACUUCGAUGGUGAUGGGUCUGGUGAUGAGAUGAAACGACUGUCACAGCUGUACGACACACUGCCAAACCGAAAACAUGGCGGGCAAUGCUUUUGCAAUGCAUCCCUUAUCAUCGAGGAACUCAAAAUGGACAGCAAACUGCGCGAGUAUCUUCGCGGCCCUCAGGGCAUGCCCGGCAAAGAGGGAAAGACCGGUUCUCCGGGUCUAACGGGCGUCACUGGUCCACAAGGUGAACGCGGUACUUCCGGCCCGAAGGGUGACAAGGGAGAUCGCGGUGACCAGGGCGCUACCGGACCGGAGGGCCUCCACGGAAGCAAGGGGGAACCGGGUCUGGAUGGGGCACCCGGUGUACCGGGCCCAGCCGGACCGCCAGGUCCUCCAGGGCUUCCAGAGAACUAUGAUACUAAUUGGAAUCCAUCGCGGAUGUUUAAGGAAUCUAUGCUCGGUGCACCGAUCCAAGGAAUGCGCGGCGGUUCACCGGGACUGAAGGGUGAACCGGGUGAGAAGGGCGAGAUCGGAUUCCCGGGUGAAAAGGGCGAACACGGUACCAAAGGUGACCGCGGUGAUCCGGGUCUGACAGGUGCCAAAGGUGAAAGGGGCCACCAAGGAGCGCACGGACAGCCGGGACCGAAAGGACCGCCGGGCACACCCGGCAUACCAGGACUUCCCGGCCAAACGGGUGCAUCCGGGCUGAAGGGUGAGAAGGGCAAUACGGGCGAAUCGGGCCCACCCGGUCCACCCGGUCCACCCGGUAUGGUACUCCAUUCCGAGGGUGGCCGAAACGGUACGCAGGAUCAGUGUCAGUGUCAACCGGGACCACCCGGACCGGCAGGAUUGCGCGGUCCACCCGGAUACGAUGGUGCGCCCGGACUUACGGGUGAAACCGGACUUCCGGGACAUCCUGGUUUGCCUGGUGACAAAGGCGAACGUGGACUUCCUGGUACGAAGGGUGAGAAAGGACCGGAGUUCAUCAUCAACGAAAACGCGGCAUUUAACUCCUCCAGGGCUAACAAAGGUGAGAAAGGUGAACGUGGCCAACGAGGACGCCGGGGGAAGACGGGCGCACCGGGACCGAUUGGACCACCGGGAAAAUCUGGCGGCAUGGCAGAAACGUGGCCCGGCCGACCAGGACCUAAAGGCGAUCAAGGGCCGAAAGGAGAGAAAGGAGACAGCAUGACCUUGCGAGGAGUAAGUAUACCAAAGGGUGAUAAAGGCGACCGUGGCAUGAAUGGGCGGGAUGGACUGCCAGGACCGCCGGGACUUCCAGCUGCAUCCGGUGACGGAGGCGUCCAAUAUAUCCCGAUGCCGGGACCACCGGGACCACCGGGACAACCGGGACCACCCGGUCCACCCGGGCUGUCCAUCAUUGGUGAGAAGGGUGAACCGGGCAUGGAUUCGCGCAGUCCCUUCUACAGUGAUUCCCAGCAUGGAUACUACGGGCGACCGGGAGGUCGGUCCAGUUUGGACGAGCUGAAGGCACUACGAGAGCUCAAACAUCACAAGGACUACGAAGACAGCACGCUCGGACCGCCCGGACCACCAGGACCCCCAGGACCGGCCGGACGGCCACUGCACGAUAGUGACGAGAUACCGAACAGUUACGGGGCCAACGUUCGCAUCGUGCCCGGAGCCGUCACUUUCCAGAAUGCAGAAACGAUGUCGAAGAUGUCUUCCACGACUCCCGUCGGUACGCUCGCUUACAUAAUUGACGAGGAAGCACUUCUGGUACGAGUGAACAAGGGCUGGCAGUACAUUGCACUAGGAACGCUUGUGCCAAUUGCAACGGUACCACCGCCCACCACCACCAUCGUACCACCGCAGCGUUCCGAUCUGCAAGCGUCGAAUCUCAUCCACAAUCUCCCACAGCCGGGCGACGGCUCAGUGUUCACUGCCACACCGGAGUAUGAGUCGUUGCGGAUGGCAGCACUUAACGAACCGUACCCGGGCGACAUGCAGGGCAUCCGUGGUGCAGACUUCGCCUGCUAUCGACAAGCCCGCCGAGCCGGUCUCCUGGGAACGUUUAGGGCUUUCCUUUCGUCGAGAAUACAAAAUCUAGACUCGAUCGUACGGAUAGCGGAUCGUGAACUACCGGUCGUGAAUACCCGCGGUGACGUCCUGUUCAAUUCGUGGAAUGGUAUCUUCAAUGGACAGGGUGGAUUCUUCUCGCAAGCACCACGGAUAUACAGCUUCAGUGGGAAGAAUGUGCUCACCGAUAUGGCGUGGCCCCAGAAACUGGUGUGGCACGGUUCUAGUGCGCACGGUGAGCGUGCGAUAGACACGUACUGCGAUGCCUGGCACUCGGCAUCGCCGGAUAAGGUCGGUCUGGCCAGCAGUUUACUCGGUAACAAACUGCUAGACCAGGAACGGUACUCCUGUGAUAAUCGGUUCGUGGUACUUUGCGUCGAAGCGGUCCCGCAGGACCGAAGACGAAAGCGAAGAGAUACCAGAAGCCAACACGAGUUUGCCAACGAGAAGGAGUACAGCCAAUAUUUGCAAAGCAUCAGCGCACUGUAAAGAAACUCGCAAACGCGCAUCUAGGGAGUAGACCAGUGACUUCCGUACCACACAAUACUCAGAGCAUCGCAUAAAUAGCAUCCCCAUCAACUACACCGUAACUCAUCAGAACGACGUUCGAUAGAUGUCAUCUCGGCGAAAGAUCCGAAACCAUUGAAUCACAGACAGAGAUACACAGACACAAUGCAAAUGAUAAAUAAGAUAGGAACUAAAGCUAAAAGAAUAGAUAAGAAACAAUACAACUGAAGAAUGGUUUUAAAACAAAGCAUGAAACAAAAUAAAACACUGUGAAGAAGAGAACGGAAUAUGAAGAAUAAAGUAUAAAAAAGAGAAGAAGAGAAGAAAAGAAAGGAAAAUAAAACAGAGAAGGAAAAAAAGAGAAGAAGAAAGCAGAACAGAAAAAAUGUCCCCAAUCGGACCGACAAAGCCGCAACACUGCAACUGAAUUAAUGAAAUAAUGAUAAUAAGUAAUUUUAACAGCGGACAGUCUGACGGUGUAGUUACGUUAUAGAAUUGUUUAAAUUUGUUUUUUUUUAUCUACCCUUACUUUACUUUCGUUGUUUAGCAAUUGUAACAUACGGUAAAACGAAGUGGUGCAAAAAAACGCCGAGUGACUAAUGUAAAACAAUAUGAGAACAAAACAUGGUAAGAACACACAACGUUAGCAACGUAAGUAAGAAAAAAAACAAGGUACAACAUGUGCAUCACCAGCAAAGAAAAAAAAACACUCUUUUGGGGUUGAGAUGUGAUGCAAAGAGACACGGUGGUUGUUAGCAUAUAAGUGAGCGAUAACAGUAACAAGAUUCAAUUAACGCAACACGUGCAAAACAAAACAAAACAUCAUCUACUAAUGUUUAACCAUGUCAUCGCCAAGCAGAGGGAACGUCAAAUGUGAGUCAAAGUCAUAAUAUGGGUUGACUCGGCCCGUAACAAACUCUCGUCAUGUUGAUAGUCAAAUUAAUCAAUGCCUCAAUGCCGAUCAGUUUUGCAUCAGCAGCGGUGCAGCCGUACUGAUCGAUCACACUUAGCAGAUCGCUUAGGUUAAUGGCAGUCCUAAGUAAGGGUUGUGUAAAAUUCCAUGCUAUCUUCUGUCUUCUGGUAGACGUAAGACGAGAGAAUUCUCGUUACCUUUACCAAUCCAAUCUAGACCAACUGUUUGUUUUUCUGUUCUUCCGCUAUUACCUUUACUACUACUACUAUUACUACUAACUACUACUAACAUCAUCACCUAACUCUAGUGCACUGUGCAGAGCUCGAUGACAAGUCCCAAGCGCAAGCAAAUCGUAAACUUAAUACCAAAAUGGAGCAAACUAGUGUUACAUUGACAACAAAACGCGUGUUGUGAAUUUAGUACGUGACGCAAGUGAUGCGGUAGGCGAUUUACUACAAUCCAUUAACAUUUCCUGUAAAUGCCACAUUGAACAAACCACGAUUGUGCGUGUGUUGUUGUUUUUUAUUUGUUUAGAUACGUAAAACAAUACAUUCAAUCGCAGCGUUACAGAUAGAACAGACUCACUGUGUACAGCGCCACACAAGCACCAUUCUGGGGAAAGAAAUACGUCUUACCGUACUUGUAAACAUACACUAAAACUCUCUAUCAUCUCCCACCAAAAAAAAACCCAAUGAUGAUCCUUUUUUCAUUUCACCCCAGUUUUCCGUAGAAGAAAAUGUGCAAUUAAGAUUUGUUAUUACAUUGAACAACGGACAACUUGCACAAGGUCCGCAAGCAGCCAUUGCAAACUACAAAGAGUGAACCAGUUUCAAUGCAAUUGAUGAAAUACCAUCGAAGCCAGAGACAUUUGUGUCAUUUACAGUGAGGACCGGGCGGACCGGUGGAACAGAAAUAAUGUUUUUAGACGAUAAGUAAUUACCUUUAGGUGUAAGCAAAGGUGCACACGCGUUCAAAUGCGCGUGUGAUUCGUGACGGUAGAAAUGGUUUAAAAAAAACAAAAGUCGAUAGAUAAUAAGCUAUUUAACUAAUAACGGUAACUAUUAAAAGCCAAGCGGGGUAAAUGAAAUAAAAAAAAAACCAAAAAAAUACAAAAAGGCCCCAAAAAAGGGAUAACAAAACACAGAAAGAGAUCCAUUUUUCUGCAGAUUGCAUAGGUAAUGAGUUUAAUUAUCGUUUUUCAAAAUACGUUUCUGUCUUUACCAGAUGGGGUACAGAGAGCAGUAAAAUCGUUUCCACAUAUCUAAACAAUGUGUGGAGAGUAUAUUAGAACAACAGGCGUUCUGCGUGUAAGAAGUUGUUAUCUUGGAUGGGGAACUACAAAUUUGAAUCGGGAAAACAAACUGAAAAUUUGACUUGCUGUAAUAAAAAUGAAAUUCAACCAUAAUAUAA